AUGGGAGACAAGAGUGAUGGCCGGAAUGAUGUGCUCAUGGAGAACUUGGAGGCUACGAAGGAUCUAGGAAAGGAGGGAGAAGGACCCCCUGCUCGUAAACCAACGUUUAAGGAGCAAGUUAUGGGACCCAAGCCGCUAUUAAUCCUUGACGAUGUUGACUUGCUAAAGAAAGGGAUUAUGCAGAUGGAUCUGGUGGAGGGAAAUCGCCUCUUCCCUUCAUUUGAUAUGGAGGACCAAGCUUACACGACUAUUUGUUCGCCUUGGGUAGAUUGCUUGGUGAUCAAGCUUUUGGGUAAAAAGAUUGGUUACAGAAUAUUGUGUGAACGACUGAGGUCAUUGUGGAUGCUGACUGGCAGUUUUGAAGUGAUUGAAGUGCAUAAUGGUUAUUUCUUUGUUAAGUUUGAUAUACCUGAGGACAAGGUGAAGGUGUUGAUCGGGGCACCGUGGAUGAUUUUUGAUCAUUACUUCUCUGUGAAACCUUGGACAUCAGAUUUUGUGGCAACGGACUCGAAGAUCAAUACGACUGCUGUGUGGGUUCGCAUUCCAGGCCUAGGCCCGCAGUGGUAUCACAAGAAAAUUCUGAUGACUCUAGCCAAAGGCGUGGGGAAACCGAUCAAGGUUGAUAUGAACACAGUUGACAUGAACAAGGGUAGGUUUGCACGAGUAUGCGUGGAGAUUGAUUUGAAUCUUCCAGUAGUGGGAAUGCUCCGCCUUAAGGGUUUUCUACUUUCACUAUUAAGCGAUUGUCGAACCUGUUGUCCAAGCAUCGUGCAGGACAUUCGUUCUAAAGGGAACCUGAAUUACAGUCAUCUACAAAAUCAUUACUAA
Messenger RNA from Lotus japonicus, 828 nucleotides. RefSeq lists its product as uncharacterized. NCBI's taxonomy places the organism in Eukaryota, Viridiplantae, Streptophyta, Magnoliopsida, Fabales, Fabaceae. The coding region runs from base 1 to 828 and encodes 275 amino acids. The record is from RefSeq and is a predicted model, not a curated record. The transcript has 2 exons.